AUGUUUCCUGAUCUAAGGCCUAGUUUAGCUGCUUCUGUCGAUAAUUUGCCAAGUUUAGAGACUAGGAAGGAGCAGUUGAUGGUCGAUGGGGUCAAGGAUUUUGGUGAUGAUUGUAUGGUGAGUAAUACUAGUUUACUACCUUUACGAGAAUAUUAUUUCCUUGAAGAUGACGUUGAAUUACAAAACUUGCAUAUGUCGCCUAUAGCAAGUAAACAUCAGGCCAUGGAUGAUGUCAACUCAUCAAAUGAUACAGGUCCCUUGAUUUUUCCUGGUGAUGGUAUGGAAGUUGAUGAGUGUUUAAGUAUAGUUCAUCUUCUCAAAGCUUAUGGAGAGGCUAUGGAUAUUGAGAUGAGAGAGUUAGCAGAAGAGAUUACGAUGAGACUAAAAGAGAAGGGGUACCCUACCGGUUCAACACUGCAACGUCUUGCUUAUUAUUUGGUCCAAGCAUUGGACAAGCAAGUGAGCUUUCUGAGGGAAGAGGCAAUGAUAAAUUAUGAGAUUGCUUUUAGUGCUUUUUAUCAGGUAUUUCCUUAUGGGAGAUUUGCUCACUUUACUGCUAAUUCUGUAAUUCUGGAAGCUAUUCCUGAGGAUGCUGAGAUGGUGCAUAUAGUUGAUUUUGACAUUGGAAAAGGUGUCCAAUGGCCUCCAAUUAUUGAGGCACUUGCCAUUCAAGGUGGCCAAAGAGUAGAGGUGAGAUUCACUUCAAUAAAAUGGGAGCAGGAGGAAGAGGAUCCUCCUUUGCAGAGCUUCGAAGAGACACAAAUGUUGCUGCAUGAACAUGCAAGACAUUAUGGUCUGAGAUUGAAGGUGGAAGAGAAGGAUUUGGUAUCCUUGGAUAGUGAAAUGAAGAAGACAAAGAAAAUAGGUGAAGGAAAUUACGAGUGGUUAGCGUUCAAUUGCAUGGUGGGUCUCCCUCACAUGGAGGAAAGAAGGAAUGUGAGGAGUGUUAUAGAGUUUCUAAAGUUGGCUAAGGAUUCAAUCAGAGUUAAAGGUGGUGGAGGCACUAUAACUUUUGGGGAUGGAAUUGGAUGGGGCAAAGGGCUGCAAGGUUGGCCUGGUUAUGGGAAUAUUUUCGAAGGGCAGUUGGGUCAGUUCAAAACCUUGUUGGAAUCAAUGGAUAACCAAUUACCUCAUCAUCUUAGAGAAGCAAAAAUAGCUAUUGAAUGUUUGUUUCUGAUACCCUAUGUUUCUUCUCUUAUUGACAUGCAAAUGUGGAAGGAAAUUUACAGGGAAAGUAGGGCACUUUCAGAAGUGGGAUUGGAGCCCUGGAGUAUGAGAAAUGAUAAUGUUUUGGAGGCUAAGGAAUUGGUAAGAGAAGGCGAGAGCUCUUACUGGGUAAGGAUUGAAGGAGUGAAGCAGAAUCAAAUGGUAUUAGGCUAUAGGGGAACUCCGUUAGUAAAAGUUUCUAGUUGGAGAUGA
This is a messenger RNA of Manihot esculenta (cassava), 1419 nucleotides long. Its product is annotated as protein NODULATION SIGNALING PATHWAY 2. The record is from RefSeq and is a predicted model, not a curated record. The transcript has a single exon. Bases 1 to 1419 code for a protein of 472 amino acids. Gene Ontology annotation, molecular function: DNA-binding transcription factor activity; sequence-specific DNA binding. Gene Ontology annotation, cellular component: nucleus. Lineage: Eukaryota; Viridiplantae; Streptophyta; Magnoliopsida; Malpighiales; Euphorbiaceae. Gene Ontology annotation, biological process: regulation of DNA-templated transcription.